Molecule: messenger RNA, 714 nt
Organism: Psilocybe cubensis
Lineage: Eukaryota; Fungi; Basidiomycota; Agaricomycetes; Agaricales; Agrocybaceae
Exons: 2
Coding region: 1-714 (237 amino acids)
Biological process (GO): C-terminal protein methylation
Cellular component (GO): membrane
Molecular function (GO): protein C-terminal S-isoprenylcysteine carboxyl O-methyltransferase activity
Source: RefSeq, a predicted model, not a curated record
AUGUCGCUUGCUAAAAUACCUGUCAUCUGCAUCUUGACAUUUACUUACAAUGCUAUGUUCACGGCUCCAAACCCGGCUCCUGCGAAGGAAGAUAUGGUGGCCACUGCCAAAGUUGACUGGGUAUCAGGCAGAAAUUUUAUACUCCAGAUGUCAAGACUUGGACAGACUCUUCUCGGUGCCGUUGAGAUCAUCUCCAUAAUUACCAAUGCAUAUCCCUCGUCGUCUCUGUCGCAGAAGAUACUAUACCUCUGUUAUUUCCAAGAAAAGGAUCCCGGACGCCUCCAACUCCACCCAUUAAGCUAUCUCGCCGCAUUUUUCUGGGUAUGCGGAUAUUUGAUGAGGAUGCGCACCUACCAGGAUCUAGGCCGUUUCUUCCGUUUUGACAUCAGUAUUCAGAAAGACCAUGAACUCGUAACAACAGGUCUUUACGCCUAUGUUCGACAUCCUAGCUACAGUGGUAUCAUCCUAGCCGACCUCGGUUGGGGCUUAUGGUACGGGACAAAAGGAUCCUGGAUUAGGGAGUCUGCAUUUCUGGACUCGGUGGGAGGAACCAUUACGUUAGCCACGUUCAUCAUACUAUUUAUGCUUCCUGGUCCCGCCUUCACACUCUCAAGAAUGUCGAACGAGGAUAAGGCAUUGAGGAGUAAAUUUGGAAAGAAAUGGGAUGCAUGGGCAAGCAAAGUGCCUUAUCGGCUGAUACCCGGAAUUUAUUAA